Molecule: messenger RNA, 3921 nt
Organism: Temnothorax curvispinosus
Lineage: Eukaryota; Metazoa; Arthropoda; Insecta; Hymenoptera; Formicidae
Exons: 3
Coding region: 1-3921 (1306 amino acids)
Biological process (GO): DNA replication
Molecular function (GO): DNA-directed DNA polymerase activity; nucleotide binding; DNA binding
Source: RefSeq, a predicted model, not a curated record
AUGAACGAUCGCCGUUAUCCGUCGUCCGAGGAAUCGGACGACGAAUUGCGCUGUCGCGAGCCCAUGCCUAAGUUUUUGUCCGAUUCGGACGACGAAUGGGCGAGAGUCGAAGCACCGUUGUCGAGUGCGCGCGCGUCGGUUGCGAAGGAGGACCCGCGAUGGAAUCUGGCUACCCAUCAUCUGCGAAGGGAAAUCGGAGCGCGAAUCCAUCGCGAGCGAAAGUGGAUAGAGACGACGGUGGCGAACUCCGUCAGGGCGAGAGAUUAUAUGCGUCGCCUGCCGCUCAAGUAUUAUGUCUAUCACGAGUCGGUGUACGGAGGACAGAGCAAGAUAUAUCGGGUUCAAACCGGCUGGUUUCGUCGUCUUUUCGACCGAGUGAAGUUCAACGUUUCCGAGGGUGCCGGCUUGGACGGAGGGGAAGGUGGUAGCGGCGGCAGCAGCGACAGAGGUUUCUCGUGGAUCGAGAUCGACGCGGCGUUCCAACGUCGCGUGCUGACCGGCGCCGUGACGAACUCGACGUACAUCGAGCCCGCGCGAUUUCUCAACGACGCGAAGGGCACCGUGCUCGAAAAGGUCCAGGAUAAUAUGACCAAACACGGGUGUCUGAAGGUCAACGUCAUAUUCAACGGAGAAUUCGUAGCGGACGUUAAGACCGACGUGAAGAGUAUCGCUACGCGGAACGAACAGCUCCUCCCGGGGUCCGAUUUGGGCGAGUGGUACGAUAGGCACGUGCGCGACGAGAUUCUAACGCGGUUGGAAGAAUUUCAGGAACGCGACAGCGGAUGGGCGUUGUCGCAAAUAUUGAACCUAAUCGUGAACGUGAACAAGUGUAAUCCCAUGCGCGUGGGAUGUUGGAUGAAAAUACCGCUGGGUAUAAGACUUAAAAAGGCGGUGGUCAACGUGCCGUCGGAGAACGACACGUGUUUCGCGCGCGCGGUGGUCGCCGCUCUGUACCCCGCCGAGCGGCACGCGGAAAGAUGCGGCUCGUAUCCCGAUUACGCGACGGUGCUGAAUCUCGACGGGAUCGAUUUUCCCAUAGAUCUGAAAAAGAUCGGAAAAUUCAAACGUCAGAACGACGUAUCGAUCAACGUGUUUACAACUCGGGAAGCAAUUGAAAAGAAAGCUAAGUUCGGCCGAGGCGCCGACCACAACGCGAUCGUGCCUCUGCGGUUGACCGACGAUAAGCGGGACAGGCACGUAAAUCUGCUGUAUCUGCCCGAUACGCUGCGCGGCGUCAACAGGGGCCAUUUCGCCUGGAUAAAGAAUCUGUCGCGAUUGAAUUCGCAAUUGACAGCGAAGUACGUUUGGUACGCGAAGUACGUUUGCGAUCGAUGUCUACACUAUUUCUAUACGCGCGACAAGUUGGCCGUCCACAGCGUCGACUGCGGUCGAAUGAACGACUGCGCCGUCGUUCUCCCGAACGAGAGCGACAAGUGGCUGUCUUUCGACAAUUACGACAGAAAGGAGCGACUUCCCUUCGUGGUGUACGCGGAUCUGGAGUGUCUUCUCGAACGACGGGAGAGGGAAAACGUCGAGGAGGGCCCGAGAACGGAAAGAUACGCUUAUCAGCGUCACGUACCGUUCAACGUGGGCUACUAUCUGUGCUGCACCUACGACGAUACCGCGUCCGCGUACAGAUAUCGUCGCGGCGAGGAUUGCGUUUCGUGGUUCGUGAACGAGCUUCGCGUUCUCGCGCGUCGCGUUAAGAAUAAAUUUUCCGCCAAUAUAGCGAUGAUGGAACUUACGGAGGACGAGAAAAGCGAAUUUCUGCUCGCGACUCAUUGUCACGUGUGCGGGAAACCGUUUCAACCGGAGGACAAGCGCGUGCGGGAUCACUGUCACCUAACCGGACGUUACAGAGGUCCGGCGCAUUCUCGUUGCAAUCUGAAUUACAGAAACGUUUACGUGAUUCCCGUGUUCUUUCACAAUUUGUCGGGUUACGACGCGCACUUCGUCGUCGAGAAAAUCGCGAACGAUUUCGAGGGCGGGGUCGAUCUGCUGCCGCUCACGAAGGAAAGCUACAUAUCUUUCUCGAAGACCGUUAAGGAAACGCAGACGGACGGGAAGUGGGAUCGGUACGUGAGGCUUCGAUUCGUGGACUCGUAUAAAUUUUUAGCGGCGAGUAUCGAAACCCUGGCGUCCUAUCUGAACAGGGACAAGUUGAGAAUCACGCGUUCGGAGUACGCGGAUUUGAGCGCGGAAGAUCUCGAUCUGCUCACUCGCAAGGGAGUGUUUCCGUACGAGUACGUCGACGACGCGGACAAACUGCGGGAUACCGAGCUUCCGCCGCGCGAGGCCUUUUACAGCUCCCUGACCGACGAGACCGCGAGCGAGAGCGACUACGAGCACGCGACGAGGGUCUGGCGACGUUUUCGCGUGCGAGAUCUCGUCGAGUACAGCGAUCUGUAUCUCAAGACCGACGUGCUUCUUCUGGCGGAUAUAUUUGAAAAUUUUCGGGACGCGUGUUCGGCGAGUUACGGGCUUGAUCCCGCGCAUUACUACACGUUGCCGGGGUACACGUGGGACGCCAUGCUGAGGUACACCGGCGUGCGUUUCGAGCUGCUCACCGACAUCGACAUGGUGCUGUUCGUGGAACGCGGAAUACGCGGCGGCCUCAGUCAAUGUUCGCUCAGGUACGCGCGAGCCAAUAACAGGCACGUACCGACGCACGACUCGUCCCAGCCUACUACGUAUCUCAUGUAUUACGACGUGAACAAUCUGUACGGCUGGGCUAUGAGUGAAUCGUUGCCCUACGCGAAUUUCCAGUGGCUCGACGAUCCUGAGAAUUUCGACGCGACGACCGUGCCGACGGACAGCGACGUCGGUUACAUUUUGGAGGUGGAUUUCGAGUACCCGCGAGACCUGCGCGACGCCCACGCGGACCUGCCGUUGUGCCCGACGCGCGACAAACCGCCCGGCAAGCGACAGGAAAAACUGCUCGCCACUCUCUACGACAAAUCGCGCUACGUGACGCACUAUCGAAACCUGCAGCAAUGUCUGCGACUAGGUAUGCAUUUGACGCGCGUUCGUCGCGUUCUACGAUUCGCCCAGUCGCCGUGGCUUCGCGUCUACAUCGAGCUGAACACCGCGCUUAGAACGCGCGCGAGCAACGAUUUCGAACGGAAUUUGUACAAACUGAUGAACAACGCCGUCUUCGGCAAAACUAUGGAGAACGUGCGCGAUCACGUGGACGUGCGUCUCGUGACGCGAUGGGACGGGAGAUACGGCGCGGAGGCGUUGAUCGCUAAGCCGAACUUUCACAGCAGGAGCGUGUUUUUGGAGAAUCUGGUGGCGAUCGAACUGCGAAGGCUCGAAGUAAAAUUCAACAAGCCGAUCUACGUGGGUAUGUCUAUUCUCGAGAUAUCCAAGACGCGUCUCUACGAGUUUCACUACGACUACAUGGUGCCGCUCUAUCGCGACCGUUGUCGAAUUGCCUACACGGAUACGGACAGUCUGAUCUAUUCGCUGGAGUGCGAAGACGCGUACGAGCGUAUGAAACGCGACGUGCACAGGUUCGACACGAGCGAUUACGCGGAGAACAACGCGCACGGUAUGCCGCGCGUCAACAAGAAGGUGCCAGGUUUGAUGAAGGACGAGAACAACGGCGCGAUCAUGACGGAGUUCGUGGGCCUCAGAGCGAAGAUGUACACUUACAAGGUACUCGGACGCGACGACACCAGAAGAAUAAAGGGCGUCAAGAGAAACGUAGUCGCAAAGAGGAUCACGUUCGAGGAUUACGUGGAGUGUCUGCGGAACGCGCGCGAGCUGAAGACGCGCCAGUCGUGCAUACGCUCGACGCUGCACGAGGUUAACACCGUGUCGGAGCAAAAAUUAGCCCUCAGUCCGCACGACGACAAGCGAUACGUGACGUCAAACGGCGAGGAGACGCUUCCGUGGGGACAUUACAAAAUACCGUUGUAA